AUGGCAGACCAGUCAAUCACUUCGAUUUAUCUGCCCCUUGGCAGCCCCUAUCACUGGCGCCGGUGUCCAUUCCAUGACGCCUGGUACCAACUGCACAUCUUGCGAGUCCAGCAUAGAUGCAUCAUCUCUAAUGUGGGAUCCGCAAUACAGCUAGGCGAUGCGGAGGAUUUACGAAUAAUGCUCCGUGAUGGCGCCUCACCAAACCGCGCGUGCCACUGGGCGGAAUACACCGGAUUCGAGUUCCCGCUGCGCCUCGUGACGGCCCACAGACACCACAAGAGAACAGACGAGUGCUUCUUCGCCCUCCUAGAAGCCGGAGCAAACAUCCAAUCCCAAUUCACGGACGAAGAUGAUCUGCGCAGCCUCAGAGACCAGCUGCUGCUCUUUGCGUUCCGCCCCAAUGCCACCCUGAGGGUCCUCGAGGCUGCGCUAGACAUGGGCAUCGCGAACUCGGCGGACGCCCGCGAGCGCCUGGUCCAGCUCGCCACCCAAGAAGAUUGGUAUCACGGGCGCAACCCGAACGGAAACAACAAUUGGACCCCACAAGACCAGCAUCUGCAGCGUCAGAGGCAACGCAUCGUGCUAAGGAGGGUCCCCUUGUCCGAGGAGCAGACGGCCCGGUUCUGGCGUGGUGAGGAGACAAACCACCGAGGCGACGAAUCACCUGGAGCAAUCUUGAAUCGUCUUUUCGCUCAGCCUUUUCCGCCACAACAGAUCUCACGUGAAGCAUCAUAUCGAGCACUCUUGACACGCCUUUUACCUCAGCAUUCUCCGGCCCAACAAGAAGCACGUGAAGCAGCAUUCCAAGCACUCUUGAGACGUCUCACAACUCAGCCAAAUUGA
Messenger RNA from Diaporthe amygdali, 843 nucleotides. RefSeq lists its product as uncharacterized. Bases 1 to 843 code for a protein of 280 amino acids. The transcript has a single exon. NCBI's taxonomy places the organism in Eukaryota, Fungi, Ascomycota, Sordariomycetes, Diaporthales, Diaporthaceae. The record is from RefSeq and is a predicted model, not a curated record.